Messenger RNA from Arabidopsis thaliana (thale cress), 1149 nucleotides. RefSeq lists its product as uncharacterized. NCBI's taxonomy places the organism in Eukaryota, Viridiplantae, Streptophyta, Magnoliopsida, Brassicales, Brassicaceae. The coding region runs from base 155 to 1048 and encodes 297 amino acids. The transcript has 3 exons. Gene Ontology annotation, cellular component: plasma membrane. The record is from RefSeq and is marked reviewed.
GGGAAAACAAAAGAGAGAAGAAGAAAUUAAAGUUUCUUUUUCUCCUUCACUUUCUCACACACACUGAGACCAUAACAAACACACACACAAAAAAGCUCGGCAAAAAAAAAUCAAAUUCCGGGAAGAAGACGCCGGAGAAAAUCGAAUCAAAUAGAUGAAGAUGAAGCGGACUGCGUCAUCGAACUCGGAAGCACAGAGUUACAACGAAUCACCUCACUCUCCUCUUCGAUUUCAUUCUCCGUUAUCAGAUGCCGGAGAUUUACCUGAAAGCCGUUACGUUUCUCCUGAGGGAUCUCCGUUCAAAAUCGAGAAUCCGAAGUCGAUCGUAGCUGGUAAUAAGCUCACACAGUUUUCGCCUCUUCCCUCGCCGAUUCCGCCUCCUCCUCCUCAGUUUCCGCCGCCGCGGCGUCAGAGGAAUGCGAGAGUUCCGAUGAAUUCUUCUUCGGAUAAGUCUCCGUCGUCUAUGGUGGUGCACAAUAGCUGGGUGAGAGAAGACGGUGGACAAACUACGACGAGAAAAGCUGGAGCUCCGAUAAACGGAGAAGAAUCGACGAGGACGACGGUGAACAGAGCGAGAGGAGACGAUUUAGUAAGUUUGACGGCGCUAGGGUUUAGAAUUACCGAAGUAAUUUUGUGUGUGAUUUCGUUUUCAAUCAUGGCGGCUGAUAAAACUCAAGGAUGGAGUGGCGAUUCUUAUGAUCGCUACAAAGAGUACAGGUAUUGUUUGGCUGUGAACGUUAUAGCAUUCGUUUACUCUGCAUUUGAAGCUUGUGACGCUGCUUGCUACAUCGCAAAAGAGAGUUAUAUGAUCAACUGUGGAUUUCAUGACUUAUUCGUUUUCUCCAUGGAUCAACUUCUUGCAUAUCUUCUAAUGUCGGCUUCUUCAUGUGCUGCGACUCGAGUUGAUGAUUGGGUAUCUAAUUGGGGCAAAGAUGAGUUUACUCAAAUGGCAACCGCUUCCAUCGCGGUUUCCUUUUUAGCGUUUGGAGCGUUCGCGGUCAGCGCGUUGAUUUCUUCUUACAGGCUCUUCACUCAUGCUUCCUCCUAGUUGUGUUGCCUUCCCUUAAACCAAAUGUUACUCUAUAUCUAUGUACAGUCUCUCUUAUAGCUUAGAAUGGUAAUGUGUGAUACAAGUUUCAAAAUAUUAAA